Messenger RNA from Charadrius vociferus (killdeer), 2535 nucleotides. It is a transcript of the gene JAKMIP3, whose product is annotated as Janus kinase and microtubule interacting protein 3. NCBI's taxonomy places the organism in Eukaryota, Metazoa, Chordata, Aves, Charadriiformes, Charadriidae. The record is from RefSeq and is a predicted model, not a curated record. Gene Ontology annotation, molecular function: microtubule binding; kinase binding. The transcript is spliced from 21 exons. Bases 1 to 2535 code for a protein of 844 amino acids.
AUGUCCAAGAAGGGCUCCAGCAGCCGAGCCAGGGGGGAGAAGCCGGACGCCUUGGCCGCCUUGCAGGCUGCCAAUGAGGAGCUCAGGGCCAAGCUCACCGACAUCCAGAUAGAGCUCCAGCAAGAAAAGAGUAAGGUCAGCAAGUUGGAAAGAGAGAAAAAUCAGGAAGUUAAGCAGAUCAAAGAGCACGAACAGCAUAAAAGUACAGUGGUGGUAACAGAGCUCAAAGUCAAACUUCAUGAAGAGAAAAUGAAGGAGCUCCAAGCUGUUCGAGAAGCACUUUUGAGACAGCAUGAAGCUGAACUACUUAGAGUAAUAAAAAUUAAAGAUAAUGAAAUCCAGAGACUACAGACCCUGCUCAAUGCUGUACGUGAUGGCGCUCCUGACAAGGUGAAAACGGUGCUGCUCACAGAGGCGAAGGAGGAGGCCAAGAAAGGGUUUGAAGUUGAGAAAAUAAAAAUGCAGCAAGAAAUUUCAGAGCUGAAGGGGGCUAAGAAACAAGUGGAAGAAGCUUUAACUAUGGUCAUCCAAGCUGACAAAAUUAAAGCAGCAGAGAUCAGGAGUGUGUAUCACCUGCAUCAAGAGGAAAUCAACAGAAUUAAGCGGGAGUGUGAGAGAGAAAUUCGUAGACUGAUGGAGGAGAUUAAAUUUAAAGACAGAGCAGUCUACGUGCUGGAGAGAGAGUUAGGGGUUCAAGCCGGGCAUGCUCAGAGACUGCAGCUCCAAAAGGAGGCUUUAGAUGAACAACUUUCCCAGAUCAAAGAGUCUGAUCGGCAUCUGAGCAGCCCCAAGCGGGAACUUCCUUAUGCAAGUGGUGCAGGAGACGCUUCAGAUCAUUCGGGAAGCCCCGAACAGCAGUUGGAUGAAAAGGAUGCCCGGCGUUUCCAACUUAAAAUUGCUGAGCUGAGUGCCAUCAUCAGGAAGUUGGAGGACCGGAACGCGCUGCUGUCGGAGGAGAGGAACGAGCUGUUAAAACGUCUUAGAGAAGCUGAAAGUCAGUAUAAGCCCAUUUUGGACAAAAAUAAACGCCUUAGUAGGAAGAAUGAAGAAUUGUCACAUGCCUUACGACGAAUGGAAAAUAAAUUAAAAUUUGUAACACAAGAAAAUAUAGCAAUGAGACAAAGAGCUGGAACAAUAAGGAGACCGAGCUCUUUGAAUGACCUUGACCACAGCCAGGAGGAAAGAGAAGUUGAUUUCCUGAGGCUACAAGUUAUUGAACAGCAAAACAUCAUUGAUGAACUCUCCAAGACCCUGGAAACUGCUGGCUAUGUGAAGAGUGUCAUGGAACGUGAUAAGCUGUUAAGGUAUAGGAAGCAAAGAAAAAAAAUGACAAGAAUUCCCAAGAAGCCGGUUGUGGAGACGUUCUUCGGCUACGAUGAAGAAGCUUCCUUGGAGUCUGAUGGUUCCUCUAUCUCGUAUCAAACUGACCGGACAGAUCAAACCCCUUGCACUCCUGAAGAUGACUUGGAAGAGGGCAUGGCCAAGGAAGAGACAGAACUGCGGUUUCGGCAGCUGACAAUGGAGUACCAGGCUCUGCAACGAGCGUACGCCCUAUUGCAAGAACAGGUCGGAGGAACAUUGGAUGCAGAACGAGAAGUUAAGACGCGUGAGCAGCUCCAAGCAGAAAUACACCGCUCUCAGGCUCAGAUAGAAGACCUGGAGAAGGCCCUCGCUGAGCAGGGGCAGGACAUGAAAUGGAUUGAGGAGAAGCAAGCAUUGUAUAGAAGAAAUCAAGAACUGGUAGAAAAGAUAAAACAAAUGGAAGCUGAGGAAGCUCGCUUGAAACAUGAUGUCCAGGACGCGAAGGAUCAAAACGAGCUUCUGGAGUUCAGGAUCCUGGAGCUUGAAGAGAGAGAAAGACGGUCGCCUGCCAUCAACUUCCAUCACGGUCCUUUUACAGAGGGGAAAAGCCCUCUGCAGGUCUACUGCGAGGCAGAAGGUGUAACGGACAUAGUAGUAGCAGAGCUGAUGAAAAAAUUGGACAUUUUAGGGGAUAACGCCAAUCUGAGCAACGAAGAGCAAGUAGUCAUCAUACAAGCAAGGACAGUUCUCACGUUGGCUGAAAAGUGGCUACAGCAGAUAGAAGUGACGGAGUCUGCGCUGCAGCAGAAGAUGCUGGAUCUUGAGAAUGAAAAGGAGCUGUUCAGCAAGCAGAAGGGUUACCUGGAUGAUGAGCUCGACUUCAGGAAACAGUCCUUGGACCAAGCUCACAAGCAAAUUCUGGAAUUAGAAGCCAUGCUCUAUGAUGCCCUGCAGCAAGAAGCUGGAGCCAAAAUUUCCGAACUUCUUUCAGAAGAGGAGAAAGAGAAACUGAAGAGCGCCGUAGAGCAAUGGAAGCGGCAGGUGAUGAGCGAGCUCCGGGAGAGGGACGCCCAAAUCCUGCGAGAAAGGAUGGAGCUCAUUCAACAUGCACAGCAGAGAAUUAAAGAGCUAGAAGAAAGAAUUGAAGGCCAAAAAAGACAAAUAAAAGAGUUAGAGGAAAAGUUUUUAUUUUUGUUCUUAUUUUUCUCUUUAGCUUUCAUUCUUUGGUCAUAG